GGUAUUCAAAGCCUGAUACCGCACAGAUAUUUGCGUUUAACGGUGAUUCCUAUUUGCUUACAAAUGUCCCAGUUUUUCUAAAAUUGAUCAAAUUUUUGUAUUUUUUAUUUCUGUAAACAUGUUCAUUGUCUGUUCUAUUUUACGAGUAAACACAAUACAAUGUUGAGUCAAGUCGAAGAAAAUUCACUCUUCGGUUACACAUAUCCUUGCCGCUUGCGAGGUGAUUCGUCGCAACUUAGAUUGGAUCGGUGUAUUGAAAUACGCUCCUUCCUCUCCCGAGCUCAAGUCGGCGACUUGUGCCCAGAUGCCAGUAUUGCGCAUGACAUCGCGCCGCACGGAUCCAGCCGGUAUUUUUUGAAGAUCCGUCACUCUCCAUACGGUUUCCGAUCUUUUUUUCUUUCAUUUCUCCAAUUCUUUUCCUUUUUCUUAUUUGACAUAUCAUACUGUAUCUCCGAAACAGUUUUCCUGAUUACACUUCGAACUUUUACCUCAAGAUUUAAAACGAGAGACGGAAGUAUUACUUAUAAUUACUGCUCAGGUAUCUUCCGUUUCAAUCGACUCACCUGGCAUUUUAUGACUGCUAUUUUUGGGAAACGAUGUCUUAUUGUUGGCAACAAAACGCUUCGUGAAUAGAACAGUGACGUGCGGCGAAGAUAUGCACAAUACAGAUUGAACGUUUCACGUUUACGAAUAAUUCAACGACGUCAAUUCAAGUUCAAGAAAGGAACAAAUCAAAAUGAUAACGCCCAAGAGCUUCUUCAGGAGGAUCAGCAAGGAUUUCAAAUCAAAAGAGCUGAUGCCGCUGAAAUUAAUAUUUUUCGUUAAAGCUUCCACACUUUACGUGUUGUAUCCGUACUUGACCAUACACAUGAGAGAACUGGGAAUAAACGUGGAAGAGACGGCGAUAAUGAGUGCCGUCACUCCUGUCGUGGCCAUGGUGAUGCCGCCGCUUGCCGGUAUGGUAGCCGACCGGAUAGGAAAUUUCAGAAUUUUGAUGUCGGUGUUUUCCGCGAUUGGAGGCUUAGCGGCGUUAUUACUAUUACUGGUGCCCAUCGGCAGAGUGACAGUACAUUUCCCCGAGAGGGUAAUCAUGGACCUCGGUUGCGAAGGUAGAAACGGAUCGCUACUACACACAAUGAGCCAGACUUAUCCGUGUGAGACGAAAUUAGAAUCGGAGAUCGCUAUAAAAGUAGAAAGUUGCGGAUUCGUGUGUCACGUAGAAACGAGCAACGAGACGGAUCAAAGUCAGAUUCUGAAAUCGAGGCUUUAUACGGUCCGACAUCUCAAUUUUCAGACCGGCGUUAAUACCUCGCACAAAUAUAUCGUUGCGCAGAGCGACUUGUCAACGAGUUUUAAGCAGGAAGAUAUGAAGGAACAUCGACAGUUAAAAAAUAAUGAAUUUUAUAAGACUACCAUUCGACAGGUUUCGAAAACGCACUAUUUUUUCCCAACGGACCAAAUGGACUCGUAUUUCUCAUGUAUGUCCCCGUCGGGGCAUGUCCAAGAUACUGAUAGCUUUACUGCCGAAAUAACGCAUAGAAUGUACAAAAAUUAUACGACAUGCGCGUUUGGUAGUUUAAUGAAAUCGAAGGAUAACGUCAACCGUACGAUAAAUUAUCAUUUGUACAAAUCGAAAAUAAAAAGUUUGAAACCGGAUGAAGAUGAUUUACGAGAGGAACGGCAAAGAUAUUUGACGAAGGAAAUAUCCUGGGCAGGAGAAGAUUUUCAAAAACCCAUUUGCGAUGAUCCAGAUUCUAUAAAUAAUCAAAUUACGAUACAAGUGCGGCUCUAUGAUCACGAAGCGAAUCUAGAAGCAACCAAGCGAGUCCUGAGCACAAACGAGUGCAGGAAGAAAUGCAUAGUUACUUUACCUCGUAACGCAGUGUGCUCUAACAUGAAUAUGGAAAUCGAAUAUAACAUAAAGCUAACGUUCUGGCUCUAUCUCGUCGUUCGAGUAUUCAUAGGUAUUAUUGGCAGUACAUCUUUUGCCAUGUUUGAAGGCGCUGUUAUAGCGAUAUUGCGAGAGCAGGAGGCAGAUUACGGUCUUCAAAGAAUUUAUGGCAGUAUAGGAGGCAUGAUUUCCUCACCUUUAUCAGGUUUUCUCAUAGAUUACGCUAGCAAGGGUAAAGGAUAUACGGAUUUUAGACCAGCAUUUUACCUCUACGCAGCAUUGAAGCUUAUAUCAGGUAUUCUUAUAUUGAUGAUCAACUUGGAAUUCAAGGUACCUGCUAGGAACGUUGUGCGCGAUGUCUUUACCGUUCUGAGAAACCUCGAAACUGCGGUACUCUUCCUUGCUUGCUUCGUGCUCGGAACCGCCUGGGGGUACAUCGAGUCGUUUCUCUUUUGGCUAAUCCAGGACCUGGGUGGAUCUAGAUCGCUUAUGGGUAUCACGGUGGCGGUAGGCGGUAUCGCCGGUAUACCGUUGUUGGCACUCUCGGGGCCGAUAAUAUCAAAGAUUGGUCACGCGAACGUGCUUUUCAUAGGUUUCGUGUUUUACGCCAUCAGGCUUUGCGGCUAUUCUUUGAUUUACGAUCCUUGGCUUACUUUAAUCUUCGAGGCAUUAGAGUCGGUUACAACAUCUCUCAGCUUCACCGCGGCCGUCACUUAUGCGGCAAAAUUAUCAACCACGUCUACCGACAGCUCGAUACAAGGAUUGCUCGGUGGCGUUUAUUACGGAGUUGGCAAAGGCUCUGGGAGUUUGAUCGGUGGUUACCUGAUGAAAGCUUUUGGUACCAGACCGACCUAUCAGAUUUUCGCUGUGGUAACUUUACUGACCGGCAUAGUAUAUUUCAUAUUCAACGCAACUUAUCUAAAGAAGCGAUUUCAGCUCGAAGGUAACGAUAUCGUCAAGAAAAAGCCGAAAAAUAUUAACAAAGGAGAUAGCCCCGAGAAGCACACGAACGAUAUUAGUCUCGACGAAAAGUCGCAAGGUGAACGAAUUGAUGACAAGAGCAACGCGACGGAAAACGAUAAUAAAGGAUUUCAGAAAGAAGAAUCACAAAACAACGAAAAAGUGGAUGAAUUGAAGUCAACUGAGAUCGAAGCUAUUAGAAAUGCUAAAAAUAUUGACGAAAUUGAACAAAAUUCAAUUAGAAAAUCUGAGGACAAAUCAGAAACAAAAGCUGUGAUUCAAACAAAGGCUAAGGAAAGCGAUACGCAGGAAAGCUGUUUUAUUAAUCCGAAUUUUGAGACUGACAAUUUAAAUCAAAGUAAAGUCACGGUGGAAAACGAGCGAAGCAUAUCGCAAAAUGCCAAGCAUAUCGAUUGAGUUUGCAGGUGAAUUCCUGAGAAUUUCUGGUUUAACGAUAGUCAGGUAAGGAACUGAAUGUAAUAACAGCGUAAGCAGUUUUACAUAGCUCCGAAAGAAAAAAAUAAAUUUUAAACUUAAAAUCUGAAUUAUCUGAAAGAACUAAAAUAAAAAAAUUUAUUUGCUGUAAUCUAUUUAAGUUUCUAUUGAAUUGAAGAAAGAUCUGAAAUAAUAUCCAGCAUUUUUAGAAAUCGCGUUAACAGUAGUUUCAGUGAUAUGUAAAUCACACAGGAUAAUCUACAAUACAGACAAAUUUCCGUAAUCCCAAUAUACCAUGCUCAAACAAUCUUCCUAUUAUUAAUAUUUCCUUUUAGUCUCUGUUUCUUUCAAUGGCACAUGUAUAGAAAAAUCCUAUGAUAUUAAUUGCGGAAUAUAUAUAUAUACAGACUUAAUACCUUCUUUUUUUGAUUCGUUUUCUCAUUCUGCAUGUAAUCGCUUACGAGCGCACAGUUGUGUAGAAAAUAUAAAACUCCCAGUAUGGGAGCAAAGGAAAAGACAUGCAUAGUUGUAUCAAAAACAGAAUUAUGUUAAAAAUACGGAAGUCGACGAUUCUGUACAUUGAGAGAUCAUGUGUAUGCAAUAAAUUAUUGAUAAAAAUGUUUUAUAUUUGUAGUACUGUAAAUAUAUCAUUUCCUGUUUAACGUUGCAUGUAUUAUAUUUUUGCAUUGUUAUAAAUGUUGACUAGAAAUUUACUGUAUGUUAGAAAAAUAAAGAAAAACGUUGAAAUGUAAA
This is a messenger RNA of Wasmannia auropunctata (little fire ant), 4039 nucleotides long. RefSeq lists its product as uncharacterized. The record is from RefSeq and is a predicted model, not a curated record. Gene Ontology annotation, cellular component: membrane. Bases 737 to 3268 code for a protein of 843 amino acids. The transcript is spliced from 12 exons. NCBI's taxonomy places the organism in Eukaryota, Metazoa, Arthropoda, Insecta, Hymenoptera, Formicidae.